AUGGUCCUCAGAACGAGAGACACGUUGUUGCAACAUGGGGUUUCUGAAUCGUCCCAACCUCAUGUCAAUGUUCAGGCAGCCGUAUUAGCUGCUGCUAUCAUUCAACAAGUCCCUAAUGAUGUUAGUUCUGACUCGACUCUGAAUUCUGCAUGCAAUUCCAUCAAUUCAAUCGGCACUUCUGAAUCCCCCAUACACUCUCUGACAGUACCGCCUUUCUACUAUCAACGACACCUGUCAUCAAGUUGCCAGGACCAGCCAUAUUCUGGGAACAUUCGUGUUGAAGUAGACACUUCGUCCGAAUCAGAUUCCGAAAAGCUUGUCAGACCUAACAUUAGUCGACAGACUGCAAGUGGGCAGCAGCGCGCCCCUGCCCGCAUUGACAAUAGGCUUCAGCAUGGCCACAUUGUCAGUAGCACGACAAACCAACAGCAACAGCGUGCGGACCCUUUACCUUGCCGUAUCAAUGUCGAUCAUAUUAGGCUUCAACAUGCCCAAACAAACAAACCAUGUAUCGACCCUGGACCCUCUGAUGUCGCUAAUAAUGUGACAAAUCGACACCGUCAACAUGUCCCAACCAUCAAUCAGCAUCGUGAACGUGCCCCGGUUGUCGAUCUUGCAAACCAACCACACCAAAAUGCAAGGCUGCCCGCACUACAACGACAACCGUCCUCAGAAACAAUCGCCUCAGUUACUACCACAGGCUCUGGUGUUGUUGAGAAGUUCUACUCAGUCCGACGCGGCUGGUGCACUGGUGUAUUUACCUCAAGAUUAGCGGCUGUUAUGUUUGCGUGUGGUGCCACAGGGGGAAACUACAAGUCAUUUCGAAGCAAGCGAGCAGCUGUGGAUGAUUAUCGUCUCAACAAGGGGCGAGCAUAA
Messenger RNA from Suillus clintonianus, 876 nucleotides. RefSeq lists its product as uncharacterized. Lineage: Eukaryota; Fungi; Basidiomycota; Agaricomycetes; Boletales; Suillaceae. The record is from RefSeq and is a predicted model, not a curated record. The transcript has 4 exons. Bases 1 to 876 code for a protein of 291 amino acids.